Ambispora leptoticha is the source of this 345-nucleotide messenger RNA. The record is from the annotation of a GenBank genome assembly. NCBI's taxonomy places the organism in Eukaryota, Fungi, Glomeromycota, Glomeromycetes, Archaeosporales, Ambisporaceae.
AUGAAUAACAUGAAUGUCAUCGCAAGAACGAUUGCUGCUAAUAAUGCGACUAGAACCGUGAUUGCUAGAACGAAUGCUACUAAUAAUACGACCAGAACCGUGAUUGUUCGCACGCCAGAAAGCUCAGUAAACUCUUUUUCUUUCUUGCCAGCACAUUAUGCCGUCUCUGCAACGGAUUCCCUGUUAGAACGUGCAUUGACAUCGAAUGGCAAUAAUUCCAACGUUCAAACGCAAAACGAGACAUUGAUUUUUACCGAAGGUGCAGUUUUUAAAGAGCCUGACCAUGGAGUACAUUGCAUUUUUCAUCACGUCAGCACUGUACCAGAUAUCACGAAUAAUAUUUGA